AUGGAGGAGCGCUGGCACCGGGGACUGGCGGCGCUGGUGAUGCUGCUGCUCUUCGGGGGGCUGGUGCUGCAGUACGUGUGCCCUGGUAGCGAGUGCCAGCUGCGGCAGCGCCUGGCCGAGGCCGCCCCGUCCGCCCUGCUGGCGCGUCAGGCCGGCCAGGGAGGGGACCCUUACCGGGCGGAGGACGAGAGCCCUCCGCGCUUCGUGCCACGCCUGAACUUCUCGGAAGCCGACCUGCUGCGCCGCGUGGACUUCCACAUCGCUGGCGACGAUCUGAUCGUUUUCCUGCACAUCCAGAAGACGGGCGGCACCACCUUCGGGCGCCACCUGGUGCGCAACAUCCAGCUGGAGCAACCUUGCGAGUGCAAGGCCGGGCAGAAAAAGUGCACCUGCCUCCGGCCGGGCAAGCGAGAGACCUGGCUCUUCUCCCGCUUCUCCACUGGCUGGAGCUGCGGGCUACACGCCGACUGGACCGAGCUGACCAACUGCGUCCCGGCCGUGGUGGACAGCAAAAAGGACGCCAAGCUGCGCCCCACCAGGUGAGACACAGGCGGGGCGGGGGACAAAGCAGGGAGAUCCCUACGGAUGGAGCGGGCCCAUCUGGGGUGGCGGGCGCGUCACCUUACUACGUUCAGAACAACACCCCCCUGGAUCAGGCCCAUGCCCCGUCUGGUUCAGCAGCCCAGCCGGCCCUGAUGGGAAGAAGACGCUGGGCUAAAUGA
Podarcis lilfordi (Lilford's wall lizard) is the source of this 722-nucleotide messenger RNA. NCBI's taxonomy places the organism in Eukaryota, Metazoa, Chordata, Lepidosauria, Squamata, Lacertidae. The record is from the annotation of a GenBank genome assembly.